Sungouiella intermedia is the source of this 1071-nucleotide messenger RNA. The record is from the annotation of a GenBank genome assembly. NCBI's taxonomy places the organism in Eukaryota, Fungi, Ascomycota, Pichiomycetes, Serinales, Metschnikowiaceae.
AUGGCUAUUUUCAAAAGAAAACCCGAAUCGGAAGCAACCACCGACGUGGACACUGAGUCGCUCUCGUCGAAGUCCACGGCGAUGUCCAUGAGCAGUUCCAAGAAGGGUCUAAUCAAGAGACAAACACCUUUUGAACACCCAGUCAACCCUAUUAAAGAGCCAGACUUCGACUUGUCUGAGGAGCAGGAGGCCAAAUAUCAGCAGGUGUUGAAGCACUUCCAACAGUAUAUUCUAAACGAGAUUCCAGUCAAUGACUCGCAUAACGCUCCCACACAUCCCAUUACCGAUGAGGAGAAGGCCUGGAUGACCAAAGAGUGCUUUUUGCGCUACUUGAGAGCCACCAAGUGGAAGGUUGAAGCUGCCAUAAAGCGUAUUGAGGAGACGAUAGUGUGGAGACGGACGUUCGGUGUGAUUGAAAUCCCGGGACACACAGAUCCAAAGAAGAAGGUCACGGCAGACCUCGUGGAGCCCGAGAAUGUCACGGGAAAGAACUUAAUUGUUGGAUACGACAACGACAACAGACCUUGUUUAUAUUUGAGAAACGGCUACCAAAACACAUCGGCCUCCAUCAGACAGGUGCAGCAUUUGGUCUUCAUGCUCGAGAGAGUCAUCCAAUACAUGCCUCCGGGCCAGGAUACGCUUGCGUUAUUGAUCGACUUCAAGGCUGCGCCCGCCAGUAUGAAUCUAUCUUCAAAGUUUCCCUCGCUCAGUAUCUCCAAGCAAGUCCUACACAUUUUACAGAACCAUUAUCCGGAGAGAUUGGGUAGAGGCUUGUUCACCAAUAUUCCGUGGAUUGGCUACACUUUUUUCAAGGUUGUGGGCCCAUUCAUUGACCCUUACACGCGUCUGAAAACUAUCUACGACCAACCAUUCGAGAAUUUUGUUCCUAAGGAACAGCUUGACAAGGAGUUCAAUGGCAUGUUAGACUUUGAGUACGUGCACGAUGUGUACUGGAAGUCCAUGAACGAGUUGGCCGAAAAGAAGCUGGAAGUAUUCUAUGCGAAUUUCGAGAGGUUAGGUAAGGAAAUUGGGUUGAGUGAAUAUGAUUUGAAGAGACUCCACAUAGUAUAG